CCCUCUCUCUCCCUUCUAUCACUUUUAGGUUUUUCGGUAAUCAGAAAGCUUCAGAACCAGUAGUAAUGGAAGUGAUGUCGAAGUUGAAUCCAAAUGCGCCAUUGUUUGUGCCGUCGGCGUAUCGAGCUGUGGAAGACUUUUCCGAUCAAUGGUGGGAGCUGGUUCAGUCGACCGGGUGGUUCAGGGAUUAUUGGUUGCAGGAAUGCUUCCAAGAUCCCCAAUCGGAGCUCGAUUUCGAACAAGAUCAAAUUGACGAGGCUGAUCUCCCAGAAAUCGAAGCACUCUUCGACGGCUACGACAAACAAGAAGAGAAGGAUUCGCAGAGAGAUAUAGUGACUCUGGCGGGGUUGAAAUGGAGGAAUUCAAGAAGGUUAGCGGAAGCUCCAAGGUACGCACAGAAGGUCCCUGGGUUUGUGAACGUGAAGAUGUUUCCUCGCCCGAUUCAGCAGCCCCGGUAGAGAGAUCUGAGUUACUUUGAUGUACAGAUUACUGAAGAUUUAGGGUUGGUUUGUAUUUGAUUUCUUUGUUUGUUUGUUUACUCGCUUGUGCAUCGAUCAUCGUUUGCUAACUUGUAGAUCCAGACAAGUCUCUACUUUGUACUCGUUUGUAGUUAAAAUUAAGGAAAGAAAAAACAAUUAUGAAGAA
Macadamia integrifolia is the source of this 645-nucleotide messenger RNA. Its product is annotated as protein EARLY RESPONSIVE TO DEHYDRATION 15-like. The transcript has 2 exons. Lineage: Eukaryota; Viridiplantae; Streptophyta; Magnoliopsida; Proteales; Proteaceae. The record is from RefSeq and is a predicted model, not a curated record. The coding region runs from base 66 to 458 and encodes 130 amino acids.